This is a messenger RNA of Gopherus evgoodei (Goodes thornscrub tortoise), 3679 nucleotides long. RefSeq names its product sulfotransferase family 2A member 1 (gene SULT2A1). Gene Ontology annotation, cellular component: cytoplasm. Lineage: Eukaryota; Metazoa; Chordata; Testudines; Testudinidae. The record is from RefSeq and is a predicted model, not a curated record. Gene Ontology annotation, molecular function: sulfotransferase activity. The coding region runs from base 2475 to 3338 and encodes 287 amino acids. The transcript is spliced from 7 exons. Gene Ontology annotation, biological process: sulfation.
AUUAAGGACACUGACAAAGGCGUGCAGGCAUAACUGAGUCUAUGCCAGGGAUUGUGGGGGUUGUAGUGCAGCGCAGGCCUGAGCAAUGCUGUGCUAUUGCAUGCGCUGUGGUUUGCUGCUCUGGGCUGAGCAGAUUCUAGGUGAAGUCCUUGCUUUUCGGGCACCUCCCCUGGCUUCCUGCACAGCUGCCAGCAGCAGAAUUAAACAAUAACAAGGCUGUUUAAAGACCCCACCGGCUGCACUUCCUGGAGUGUUUCACAGAAACAUGCUUUCUCUGCACAACACUGGGACAAUCUGGGCUGGACACUGCACCUUUGGGUGCCUGGUGAAACAACUUUUCAGCCUCUCUCCCUUGCCAAGUUCGUCCCUGGCUGUGCUGAGGGCCAAGCCGUAUCGCUGGUGCUUGUUUCCUCGCUGUAAGAAGCGUGAAUUUUGGCAGUGGCUUCUGAUGAUGCCCAGACUCUGGCUGCAGGGAGGCAGAGGCUCCCCAUCACCAGCAUUGUACUAAGUGUCUCAAGGGGCUGGUUCUCCCAAGGAUCUGGGAGGCGGGCGGUGGGAUGGACCAGAACCUGGGGAAUGGCUGUGCUCCAGACGCAGCAGCUAGUUCAUCCUUGGGGCUCCCAGACAGGUUCCUGGGCAUGGCCAGCCAAGUUCACUGGUGGGGCAGCAGAAUUGACGAGAGAGAGACCCGGAUCUCCAGAAGGGCUCAGCACUCACAGGUAUGGCUUUAUCCACAGGGCUCCUUCUGUGCUGAGCCCUUCCGGAGAUCCUGGCCCCCACAUCCAGAGGCAGAUGAAGUUUCCCUGGGGUCCUAGGCCAGAGCAAGUGGGGCCCCUCCCGAUCCCUUCUGCCUGUGGCCCUUCCCAAGUGGGAUCGGGGUGUGGGGCUCCCCCUGCCCUGCCUGCCAGGUGGUCAGGGAUUCAGGCUUCCACUGCUUGAUGGCGGAUUUUUUCCGGGGGCUCUGUUGGCCCAGAGGCUAAUCCACCACUGCUCACAGCCAGAGGUCCCCUUUUUCUCUGUCUCCUCCACACUUGGAGAAGCCUUCAUGCUCAGGGACAGGCUAGGGCUCCCGAUUCCACCCUUUGAACAAGGUUCAUUUAUUGUUAUUUAAUACUUACUUGGCAGUAGCACUAGUGGCUGUGUGCUUGUGGUGCCAGGUGCUGGAUGUGUGCACACUCACACCUGCAUGUGGCGAAGACCCUACACAGACCUUACACAAACAAAACAAAGCACCUUGGGCAUGAUUUUUAGGCACCUGAAGAUGCAGAACAGUGCCAAGUUGUGCCAAGGUGCUUUUGAAAAUCUCGCAAGGCACCUAUCUGCAUCUCUGGCCACCAAAAUACCCUUGAAAAUCCAGCCCUUAGCCCCUCUCACUCUGCCCUAUGGCUGCAGACAGCUGUUCUAACACCAGCAGCAAAACCACACUAGGAGAGCUGAAGGUAGAGGCAUGGUGCAGAUGAGAGUGGGGCAGAGGUGUCUGGGCUCUACCUGGCCUCGCUGCUCUCCAGCUUGGCACUGCCAGCUGCUUGUGCCAUGCCUGGCUCGUCCCUCCCUCUGCAGCAUCCGGAUCCUCCCCUGCUUCUCUCAGACUCACCCCAGCUGGGGAGCAAGUGACAGGUUCCUAAUUUAGCACCGGACACCCAGGGCUGCUUCAGUGCCUCUGCCAGCAUAAAGGGGUCUGAGAGAGGGGGAGCCGGCUCUUGGACUGGGGCCAGCUGUGUCGAUACAGGGGUGUCCCAGGGCCAAUGAGGGUUACAGGGGUAACCAAUCCUUGGUCUCUCACUGUUACAACAAUAACCUGUUCAGUGUGGUCUGGGAUGUCCUGCCGAGUCCCCUGAGAAGAAUCACCGUUGAAACCCCUUUGAGUACACAGAGAACGCUCUGUGCCCAUCUUCUCCCGGCGCUUCCUGCUAGCUCCGAAUGGAAACAGCAGCCCUCCACCACAGCCACAGCAGCAGCAGCUCCUGUCUAUGUUUGUCUGUCUAUUGCCAUCUCCCUCUGACUGUGUCCCUACGCUCCAUCUUAUCUCUCUCUCCCCACACACCCCUUCUAGCUAUCAAUCCCCAUCCCCACACACCCCACCCACCCCCUCAGCUGGUUUAGUGGGCAAACUGUGGUGCAUAGGCUGAGAAUGGGGUGAGGACUCUGUCCCUAUGUGUGUCUCUGCCUCUUGCUCCGGAAGGGGCUGACCACCUGGACUUUGUCUCUCCUGGAAAUCAUCGGCCUCUGGGGCUGGGCAGGGCCUGGCUCCCUGAUCCCUCCCCGUGGCAGACCUUCGUCCCCACAUCUCCAAGAGCUGUGCCAGGCCAGGGCUUGGAGUGCUGCAGAGAGAGCUCCUGGUCUGGCCUCUCUUCCCUGGCGGAGGUCGAUCCCCUGAGCUCCCAGAAACCUCACACUCUGACUGCUGCCUCCCGUACCCCCAGGCAGAGCCAUCUGGGCAGGGCUGGUCAUCUCAGGCUCUGUGAGGCCAGACAAUGGCAGUGGAGUACAUCACAUACCAGGGCAUCAAGUUCCCACCUGCAUAUAACUCUGAGUGGAGCCUGCGCUUCGCCCACAAGGAGUUCCAGGUGCAGGACGAUGAUGUUUUCAACGUCACUUACCCCAAAUCAGGCACAGUGUGGAUGAUCGAGAUCUUGAGCCUGAUCCGCAGCGGCGGGGACCCAGCCUGGAACCGAACCGUCCUCAACUCCACCCGCGUGCCCUGGUUCACUACCCGCCUGGGGCUGGAGUCUGCAUUGAGCUACCCCCGACCCCGCCUGCUGACCUGCCACCUCCCCGUCCACCUCUUCCCCACAUCCUUCAUUGGCUCCAGGGCCAAGGUGAUCUACACACUCCGCAAUCCCAAGGAUGUCCUGGUCUCCUAUUUCUAUUUCUCCAAGAUGUGCAGCUCAUACGAGGACCCCGAGUCCUUCGAGCAGUUCCUGGGGGACUUUCUUAGUGGGGACGUGCCCCACGGGUCCUGGUUUGAUCAUGUCAGAGGCUGGAUGGAAAUGAAGGGCAAAGAGAAUUUCUUCUUCAUCUCUUACGAGGAGCUGCAGCAGGACCUGAGGGGCAGUGUGCAGCGACUCUGCCAGUUUCUGGAGCAGGAGCUGGAUGAUGGAGCUAUCAACUCGGUGGUGGAGAACGCCUCUUUCAAGGCCAUGAAAGAGAACAAGAUGUGCAACUCAACGCUGCUCCCGAUGGACAUCAUGGAUCAGGACAAGGGCACUUUCCUGAGGAAGGGCAUCUGUGGGGACUGGAAGAACCAUUUCACGGUGGCACAGAGCGAAGCCUUCGACAGGAUCUACCAGGACCGGAUGGGGGGGUUGCCGGAGGCGUUCCCAUGGGAUGCACACUAGGAAUGAACCACAGGAAUAAAGCAGAGCAUGGAACCACAGGCAGCUGGGCUGAGUUAGUAGGGACAACUGUCUGCAGUGGUUCACCCAGACCAUGGAAGGGCAUGGCUUCGGCCUAGCGGGAUGGACCAGUGCCAGGAGCAUUGCCUGGCAUGAGUGUCCUCUGCCAGCACUGCCUCCCACGCCCCUUCAUUCCACCAGGCGCCCGGGUCAGCUUGGCCCUAGUCUCCUGGGGCCCAUUGCAUAUCCGAUUGCCCCCGUGAAUGUGUUCAGCUGUAGCCGCCAGCCACUGCAGCUUGCUCUGUCCGUGUCUUCUGGAUUAAAGAUCCCUCGGCCCUCUGAUA